Messenger RNA from Hevea brasiliensis (rubber tree), 3447 nucleotides. RefSeq names its product protein FAR-RED IMPAIRED RESPONSE 1. Gene Ontology annotation, molecular function: zinc ion binding. Gene Ontology annotation, biological process: regulation of DNA-templated transcription. The transcript is spliced from 9 exons. Bases 411 to 3101 code for a protein of 896 amino acids. Lineage: Eukaryota; Viridiplantae; Streptophyta; Magnoliopsida; Malpighiales; Euphorbiaceae. The record is from RefSeq and is a predicted model, not a curated record.
CCUUUUCUUUCACCAAAACGACACCAUCUACCGCACCAAAACGCAGCACCUAACCCCACGAAAGCCGACACUCAACGGCACAGCUCCUCUGCCCUCCCUUACGAAGCUAUCUCCUCCAAAACGCAGCGCCACACCCAGCUCACACCGACGCAUACCCACAAAACCCAUCUUCAGCGCCUCCUCUGUGACACACAAGCUUCCUUACGCCCUUCGUCUUCAGCAAGGUUCGUUUCAUCUUCUUCAACGGCACAGAGUUGCUGCUGUUUCAACGUGACCCGGUACUCACAAUCGUUCAAAUCUACCAAUUCCUUCAUCACCAGUUAUUCGGCAUGUUCCUGGUUUCGAACACCAACUUCUCUGUUCACGUUGUGACUUGGGGACACAUGCAUUAAGUCUUGUUUAAAAAAUAAAUGUUCUCCAUGGGCAUAGAUCUUGAACAGCCUUCAGGUGAAUGUCACAAGGAAGACAGUAGGCCUAAUGUAAAUGCUGAUAUGGUGGAUAGUGGAUUGCAUGACAGAAAUAGAGUUGCUGUGGAUUGCUGUAACGUUGCUGGGACUGAUAAGGACAGACCAACUGUCAGUGGAAGAGUUUUUGAUGGUACACACAAAGUGUAUGUUGGAGAUGGAAUAAACUUGAAUGCUGCAAAGGAUUUAGAGCCCCAUGAUGGAAUGGAAUUUGAAUCGAAGGAGGAAGCUUUUUCAUUCUAUAAAGAGUAUGCCAAGUCUGUGGGAUUUGCCACCAUAAUAAAAGCCAGCCGUAGAUCAAGGAUAUCUGGAAAAUUUAUUGAUGCAAAGUUUGUGUGCACCAGAUAUGGAACCAAGAGAGAACCUAGUAUGACUGAAAUGGCACAUCCAGUUAUGGAUACAGAUGUCGCAACAAGCAUUCCUGUCAAGAGGAAACGAGGUAGAAUAAAUCGAUCUUGGUCAAAAACAGAUUGCAAAGCUUGCAUGCAUGUAAAGAGGAGGCAGCAUGAUGGAAAAUGGGUUGUUCGUAGUUUCAUUAAGGAGCACAACCAUGCAAUUUACCCAGACCAGGCAUAUUUUUUUCGUGGUCAUAGGAAUAUAGGCCUAGGUAGUAAUAAUGUUGAUGCAUUGCAUGCUAUUAGGGCAAGAACCAAAAAAGUGUAUGUUUCAAUGUCUAGACAAUCAGGUGGAUAUAAGAAACAAGAGAAUCAGAAGCGUAGUUUGACAAACAUAUCAGGCAGCACACAACAUUUGGCUUUAGAUGAGGGAGAUGCUCAGGUUAUGCUUGAGCAUUUUAGGUAUAUGCAGGAUGAGAAUCCAAACUUCUUCUAUGCAAUAGAUCUGAAUGAAGAACAGUGUUUGAGAAAUGUUUUUUGGGUUGACGCUAAAGCUAGGCUUGAUUAUGGCUACUUUGAUGAUGUUAUUAUUUUUGACACCACAUAUAUUAAGAGCGAAUACAAACUUCCAUUUGCUCCCUUUAUUGGUGUAAACCAUCAUUUCCAGUGUCUGUUGCUUGGAUGUGCGUUAGUGGCUGAUGAGACCAAAUCAACAUAUGUUUGGUUGAUGCGGGCAUGGCUUAGAGCAAUGGGAGGACUUGCUCCAAGGGUGAUACUUACUGACCAAGACAAAUCCCUGGAACAAGCCAUUGCAGAGGUCUUUCCUAAUUCUCAUCAUUGUUUUUGCUUGUGGCAUUUGUUGAGCAAGAUUCCUGAGAAGCUUGGUAAUGUAAUAAGGCAGCAUGAAAAUUUCAUGACUAAAUUUAAUAAAUGUAUCUUUAAGUCUUGGACAAAUGAACAAUUUGAGAAGAGAUGGUGGAAAAUGGCUGAGAGAUUUAAUUUAAGAAAUGAUUUAUGGUUUCAGUCAUUAUAUGAAGAUCGUCAAAAAUGGAUGCCGAUGUACAUGAGAGACAAAUUUUUGGCAGGUAUGUCUACAACCCAACGGUCAGACAGUAUAAGCUCUUUCUUUGACAAGCACAUGCAAAGAAAGACCACAUUGAAAGAGUUCUUAGAACAAUACAAAGCAAUUCUUCAAGGGAAAUUUGAAGAGGAAGCAAAAGCAGACUUUGAAAGUUGGCAUAAACAACCAGGAUUGAAAUCUCCAUCACCUUUUGGGAAGCAAAUGGCAACGUUGUACACACAUGCAAUAUUUAAGAAAUUCCAGGUUGAGGUUUUGGGAGUAGUUGCUUGUCAUCCUAGAAAGGACAACGAAGAUGGAGAAACUAAAACUUUCAAGGUUCAAGAUUUUGAAGAGAAUGAAGAUUUCAUUGUGGUGUGGAAGGGGACAUCAUCUUAUUUUUCUUGUUCAUGCCGUUCAUUUGAGUUCAAUGGUUUCCUUUGUAGACAUGUGUUGAUUGUGAUGCAAAUGUCUGGUGUGCACAGUAUUCCAUCUCAAUAUAUUUUGAAACGCUGGACAAAGGAUGCGAAGAGUAGAGAAACCAGUAGGGAACAGUCAGGUAAGGUUGAGUCCAGGGUUCAACGCUACAAUGAUCUAUGUAGACGGGCCUUUAAAUUGGGUGAUGAAGGUUCUUUAUCUUUAGAAAGUUACAAUAUUGCAUUUUCUGCACUAGAAGAUGCAUUGAGAAACUGUGAGAAUGUGAAUAAUUCUAUUCAUUGUGUAAUAGAGCCAAACUCACCAUCUCCGGGCAGACCUCAUGACUAUGAAGAAGCGAAUCAUGCCACUGGUGUAUCCAAGACAAAUAAAAAGGAUAGUAUUUCCAGGAAAAAACAGGUACAUUCAGAGCCAGAUGUCAUGAGCGUUGGGAUGCAUGAAAGCUGGCAGCAACUGGAACAGCUAAACUCAAGGGCUCCAAACCUUGAUGGAUAUUUUGGUCCUCAACAAAUUGUGCAGGGAAUGGGACAGUUAAACUCCUUAGCUUCUAGCUGUGAUGAUUAUUAUAGCAAUGAACAUAGCAUGCAAAGGCUGGGACAAUUAAAUGCAAUAGCAAGUAUUCAUGAAGCUCAUUUCAUCACUCAGCAAAGGAUACAAGGGAUGGGGCAGUUACAUUGCAGAUCAGAGACUAUUCCCAGUUGUUUCGACACGCAUGAUGGUCUACAAGAAAUGGACCAAUCUAAUGUGGGACCCUCUCAGUUGCAUAGCAUGGUAACGAAAAAUUUGCAUCCCAAACGCCUCUCUCAUUAGCUGCACAGUUCAACAUAGGUGAAAAUGUAGUUGUAUAUUCGCAGAAGAUGAACAGAUUGUUGGUUUUAGUUAAAGGUGUAUCCGAUUAUGGAGUGAAGGAUAGAGUAAUCGUUUGUUGUUCAUGUGCAGCUAGGCAUAGAAACCCAAACAAAAUGUGCAGAAGCUGCAAAUGCCUUCUCAUUUUGCCUUUUACUUUCUCUUCGUUCAAUAACAGCUAUUUUGUACAUCUAUAUAUUUUUUUUGUACUGUUAACUUCCACUUAAUAGUUUACAAUUCCAAAUUGAAACAUUUUUCUCCUGUAUAAAAGGUUGUAGUCUAUGAAACACAAAGGACAGAUUUAUGGUUA